Molecule: messenger RNA, 4200 nt
Organism: Nothobranchius furzeri (turquoise killifish)
Lineage: Eukaryota; Metazoa; Chordata; Actinopteri; Cyprinodontiformes; Nothobranchiidae
Gene: l3mbtl2
Product: L3MBTL histone methyl-lysine binding protein 2
Biological process (GO): negative regulation of DNA-templated transcription
Cellular component (GO): nucleus
Molecular function (GO): zinc ion binding; chromatin binding
Source: RefSeq, a predicted model, not a curated record
UGUGUGUAACGAAUCUAAUAUAUAUGAAAGUCUAAUGUUUAUCAGUACAUUACAGACAAUAAUGACCUUUAUCACAAUAAGCUAAUUUUUUUAGGACCUGUAGUCUCCUACACCUAUCUGCUGUGUUAUCCUAUGAUAGAAAAUAGCCGGUGAAACUCUAGGAUUAGAAAAGCCUGACAGCGUGACAUUACACUGUCAAAUAACAUUCAUGGACUCAUCUAUCUCUGAAAUUGCAGCACCAUGGCUACGAAAUUGACCCCCACCACCCACCACCACACACACACACAUAGGCUAAACGUUCCACAUGCACCCCCCUCCCACCUGGGAGACGCACGGUAGCAAAACGUUCCGCGCGCAUCCUUCCCCGCUCUCACGGGAGAUGCACAGAAGCAAAAGUCCAGUAGUUUUUACCAUUAAUUUCUGAAAAUAUCCAUCAAAAUGUAGUUGAAAAUGAAUGAAAUGACGCCCAGUUGUUGAAAAUAUUGGCGGUUUCUUAACAUAUAAUCAUAAAAAUCAGGUCUAAAAUACAUGGGAGUGGGUCUAAGUUUCUGGGCGACGCCAUAUUAGAUGCCAUGUUUCCUACUAUGGCAGCCCCUGAGGACAAAAUGCAUUUGCUGAUUUGUAACAAAUGGUUACAAAACCUUCGUCAUUGUUAAAUGUUGUUUUACACAUUUACCUCUUCUAUUUGCCAGUGAAGUGCUUGUUAUUUUGCUAAAGUUUGCACUCCCCAGGGCUUUUUGACCCUAAUGGGCAUCCGUUGGUAAGGUCUUACUCCAACACAAAAAUAUUGCUUGUCGAUUUAGGUAUCUACUGCCCCUUAUUGCCAGGAAAAAUACACACAGUCUCUUUAAAUAUCAUAUCGCAGAGCAUGCAGAGUAACUGACAGAGUGUCGUUGAUAUUAUCCAAUCUGAGGUGAGAUGUCCAAAUCUAGUGACCCAAAGACUCCAAAUCCUGUGGUGUUCAGCUCACCUCAGAUGUGGCAUUCUGCUAGUUCCUGAAAACAAGUGCAUCUGAGCCUUUGCACUACAAUCAUUCACACACUGAUGGUGAUUAGCUACACUUUAGCCAUGGCUGCCCUUGGGCAUGCUGACGGAAAUGAGGCUGUUACAUAGUUGGUGACACUGGUCCCUCCGACCACCACCUGUAGAUGAGUAGGGUGAAGUGUCUGGCCCAAAGACUGACACAAACUGAGCCUGGAUUCAAACCAGCAACCAUCCGGUCCUAGGGCAAAUUCCUAUUUAGUAUUUAUAAAGUUUUGAAAGACUAACACACGAAGAAUGACGCACGGGACAUAAAUAUUUAUAACUAGUGAGUAAUCCUUGAUUUUUCAAACUGAGGUCUAACCGAUAAGAGCCCUAUUCGUGAUGUCAACACAAGGUGGCAGCAGCGAGCUAUUUGUGAGCUACUGCUGCUGCUAAAUAAGGGAGGAAGGAGAAAGUCGCGCUGUGCUUGAAAACUUUGCAGUACAACGUGUCUGGUUGCAUUUCAGCGAACCAAAAUGUUUUUUACGUGCUGUGUGGAUGACUGUUUCACCACGAAAGAAAAGGGAGUAAUUUUUCACCGCUUUCCUUUGAACAACCCGGAGCGACUGAGACAAUGGCUGUUGUCGCUGGACAUGGAUGUAAACACCCCCCUCUACAUCCUAAACAAACUCUCCGUCUGCUACAAGCAUUUCCUCUCCAGUGACUACUACGCCUCACCCGAUCCUAGGAACCCCGACCAAGUCCUCAGAACCAGCGCCAUACCGUUCCGGUCCAUUCGGAACCCCAUCUCAGAGGGGAGGUCUCUUUCUAAAAAAGCCACUGUGCUGAAAAAGGUGAACCAAGUCUCUUCAGAUCCAACAGCAGUGCAUGCAUCUUCUGGGUUUGAUUGGGGCCCCUACUUGGAAAAAGAAACAUCUCUGGCUGCAUCUGUCUCCUGCUUUGCACAUGCUCCUCUGAGUGAUUACUGGGAUAGCAUCUUUGUUGGGAUGAAGGUGGAGGUCCUUAACACAAACGCCAUUCUUCCCAGUAAGGUUUACUGGGUUGCUACUGUCAUCCACGUAGCAGGAUACAAAGCUCUGCUGAGAUAUGAGGGGUUUGAACACGACAGCUCACAGGAUUUCUGGUGUAGCUUGGUUUCAGGAGAGCUGAACCCAAUUGGGUGGUGCACCAUGACGAGCAAGCUGCUGGUGCCACCGCGGGAUGUGAAGAACAUCCCAGACUGGAAGGAAUAUCUAAUGAAGAAGCUGGUGGGGGCCACCACACUACCUGUUGACUUCUACGUGAAGCUGUCAGAGAGCAUGAAGCCCACUUUCAAAGUAGGCAUGCGUGUGGAGAUGGUGGAUCCCAGACACUUGAGCCGGACCCGGGUCGCCUCCGUCGACACCAUCAUUGGUGGCCGUCUUCAGCUGGUGUAUGUCGACCGAACCGACGUCCCUGAAAACGCCGCUGCCAACUUUUGGUGCCACAUGAAGAGUCCCCUGGUCCACCCUCUGGGCUGGUCCAAGAAAGUGGGUCAUCCCAUCAAAGCAUCUGCUUUGGGUGGUGUGAAAAGUAAUCCUGAGAACUCCUUCCUUCUCUUCCAAAGGCCCAGAGUCGUCUACAUGGGGGACCGUUUUUUUGAGGAAGGAAUGAAACUAGAAGCCAUCGAUCCUCUCAACUUGGGAAACAUCUGUGUUGCUACGGUCCAAAAGGUGCUGCUGGACGGUUACCUGAUGGUUGGUAUUGAUGCUACCACAUCAACCAGCGGUUCUAACCUGUUUUGUUACCACGCUUCUUCUCACGCCAUUCUACCAAUUAACUUCUGCAAGAAAAACAGCAUCACCCUCACUGUACCUCGGGGUUAUGAUGCCCAGACUUUCAACUGGGAAACGUACCUGAAGGAGACUAAAGCUGAAGCAGCACCAGCCAGACUGUUCAACACUGACUACCCAGGUCACGGUUUCUCCCCCAACCUGAAGCUGGAAGCAGUGGACCUGAUGGAGCCUCGGUUGGUGUGCGUGGCCACAGUAAAGCGCUGCGUGGGCCGCCUCCUGCUCAUCCACUUUGACGGCUGGGAUGAUGAGUUUGACCAGUGGAUCGACCACCAGUCCCCAGACAUCUACCCGGCUGGCUGGUGUGAGCUAGUGGGCUACCAGCUCCAGCUUCCUCCUGGAACCGUUCAUUUAACUGAAAACCAGGUGGUACGGAACAAGAAAACCAAGCCCUUCGUGUACCGCCGGAAAAAGAAGAGGAGAGUGUUCAGGAAACAAAUAUCUCAGGAUCCAAAAUCCCAUCAGGAAAAUCAGCUGGCUGGUGAUACGAAUACGACCACUGACGAUUCUCAAAGCCGAUGUCCAGCGGCGCCGCUCGUCCAGCUGAAGGCUGAACCAGAGGAGAGAGAGAUCGUUAGAGUGCAGGUGAAGGUGGAGGAGAUGGAGACCCUUAUCAACCCCCCAGACCAGCCUCAAAAAGUCUCGCAGUGUGAAGUGAAACAAGAGAAGGCCGAGCAGAUGAUCCAGUCGGGACAUCAGGUGCCAGAGCAGAGCCCACUGGCAGACAUGAUCCAUCAGACCGCAGAGAAAAGAGAAACAGCAGAAAAUGGAGGCGAGCAUAAAGGACAAGCUGAGCGGAGUUAAAAAAAGACAAACCCCAGAAAAAAGGAGGCCAGAAAAUGGGAGGAGCAUGGAAGAGAUGUGGGAAAACAACACAACAAGACACUGCAGGAGGAGCUGAACCGAUGGAGAUAUAAGCGGCUGCUGUAGAUGACGUUCUGAGAUGGUAACAGAUGUGAAUCAAAAGACGGCUGGAGCUAUGUCUCAUGAAUCUCUGCUGUUUAUAAACUCUCAGACCCUCCGACCCAAAAAGAGAGUUCAGAACUGUCUCGCCUCCCCCAAGGUCACCCUAGCUACACCCAGUUCCUCAAAAGCUUUUGUUAGUGAUCAAGUCAUUGUUUUUGUUUCGUUAUCAGAUUUGUUUUUGUGAGCAAAUAUCCAGUCGGGAGUAAGAGUCAGACCAGUAGGUGAACAGAUGAAAACCGGCUGAUCCUGGCUGCAUAGACCAGGAGCCGGUAUGGCAAUGUGGACCUGUUUCACUAGUUAGACUAAUUCACUGGCUGGUCAUAUUAGCCAAGUUAACUGUUUUAAUGUUUGUUGGUAUAAUUCUGUUAAAGAAGAACUCACAGUGGUCAUUGUAAUGAUUUGAAACUGACAAAAGUAAUAAAUAUAUACUGAAAAUCCA